Cervus elaphus (red deer) is the source of this 2172-nucleotide messenger RNA. RefSeq names its product coiled-coil domain containing 7 (gene CCDC7). The coding region runs from base 248 to 1687 and encodes 479 amino acids. The record is from RefSeq and is a predicted model, not a curated record. The transcript has 20 exons. Lineage: Eukaryota; Metazoa; Chordata; Mammalia; Artiodactyla; Cervidae.
AGCCCGCCCUUUCCUUUCAGCACAAAUGUCCGUUUGUAAAACAGCAGGGCUGGCGUCUGCAGGAUUUGCGGGCUUCAGUCCUGCAGUAAGUGCGGGAGGCUCAGAAUUUCCAACGAGUUCACCUUAGAGCCAGCCAGGGCAGCGCCAGCCUACCCAGUAACCUGAGUGCCCGCAGCGUCAGCAGCUACACCGAGGGGGAGGAAUAGAAAUUUUUCAUCCAUAAUUCAGAAGCUAAGUAAAUAACAAAAUGAAGCCAGUAAAGCAUCUGUUGACCUCUAGUAGUAAAUUGGUAAACGUUCCAGAAUUAACAUUUAAAAAAGGACUAUUUAAUUCACCAUUGUCACCUAAACCAAAGGAAAAACAUAGUGCAAAAUUAGCACGUGAGAAACUUGAACCGAUGGUCUUAAAAUCUCCACCAACAGGAGAAUCCAUUGUAAGGUAUGCUUUGCCCAUUCCAUCAAGUAAGACAAAGGAGUUAAUAGCAGAAGAUGAAUUGAUCAGGAAAAUUACCAAACAUCUGAAGAUGGUGGUUUCUAGUUUGGAAGAAGCCUAUGGAUAUGGCACUCAAAAUGGAGAAAAAGCAGUUGUGAAGCCUGAACUUGAAGGAUUAACCUCUUCUGUUGGGGAUGAUCUGACUUCAUUCUUAAUAUGUUGUUCACAAUUUGCAACUCAGUUAGAAGCAGCAGCUAAGGAAGAACAUAAUAUUUUGGAAUCUCUGUUUAAGUGGUUUCAGCGACAGGUCAAUCAGAUGGAAGAGAUAAGCAAAGAUCAAACUUUUUCAGAAGCAGAAUUUCCAACUCCUGAUAAAACAGUCAGUUUAAGCAUUGCACAAAUAGUAAAGCAGGUACACAAACUUGAAGAACUGAAAAAUCGCCUUAAAGAAGGGUCUAAAUACACCUUCAGAGAACUGUUGUCUAAACCCAAGGAUAGGGAAAUGCCACCAGAAGAUGUGCAAACUUAUGAAACUGUGAAGCAGAAAAUUGAAGAAUUCAUAAAAACACAGUCAACUGAAGAAAUUACAGAUGUUUCUGUGACUGAGCCACAAACUUCUCCUGUAACUAAUCAAUUGAAUACCAUGUUGAGAAUAUUUGAAAAUCAGGCAAAUAAAUUAGAAAGAGCUAUGAAUGAGCAACUGAUGUUAGAGGCUAAAUAUACACAGAUUCAAAGUAAUCUCCAAGUAUUAUCAGAGGAGAAAUUAAUGCUGGAAAAUGAACUACAGAAGUUGAAAAGUACAGAGAAAACAAAGGCUACAAGUGAGCGAACAAAGAAAAUUAUGAAAACAGAGAAGAAAAAGGACAAAGGAAAAUCUGAAGAUUCAGAAGCGAAGAAGUCUGUAGGGAAAGAGCUUAAAGUAAAAGAAAAUGUGCCUCAAGUCCAGAAAGUAGCACAUGCUCUGGAAAUUGAGAACAAAGUUCUUCGGGAACAACUGAAACAAGCUUUACAGGAAGCUGAAAGAGCUAAGCAGCAACUUGCCUAUUUCCUAAAUCAAGAAAAGGAGUUACUUAAAAGUGAGGCAAAGACCAAGACAACCACAGAAAUGGGUACUGGUAAAUUAAAAGUUAAAGGUGAAGAUUCAAAAUAUAUACCAUUGGAAAAUGAAACAAGAAAAGCAGUAGUGGGAGAUGCAGGUGGACAAAAAACAAAUGAUAAAAUUACACAUCCACAGCUCAGAGAAGGAAAGAGCUAGCCCUGCUAUUUCAGAUCUUUCACAGAUCCUCAAGUCUCAAGAUGGAUCACCUUUUUUAAAGACUCCAAGUGAAGGUUUAACUGAUGAAGAUCUGUCCCAUAUACUUUCAUCAAAGAACUAUGAUAAAACAUUCACAACAAUGUUAUGGCAUGAAGAAAUUAAAGAUGCACAGUCUGUUGGAAAAUUGCUUCAAGGGAAUGAAAUGUCUGCAGCAUCAUUUAUCUCACCCUCUGUUAAAAGAAGGAUGCUGGGUACUGACAUCUCAAAGGCUGAUAUUAUAGAAGAGAAUUUACAAACUAAGAUUGAAAAACAAACUUACAAAGAAGCAAGAGAAUUUCAAGAAUUAGAUGAAAAUCCUCUGCUUAAGAAUGAAACACCAUCAGAAACUGAAACUCGGUUGUUGUAUCAGGGAACUACUAGAACAAAUAGACGCAAUGAAUUUUGAGGCAAGAGUACUGGAGUGGGAUUUCCUUCUCCAGGGGAUC